UGCCGCGUUAAAGUUUCUGACCAAAAUUAUGAUAUCAUUUAAUUCAAGAUUUCAUGGAAGAGUAUGAGUAGCUUAUAAAUUACGUAUGAUUAAGGCGAUGAAUUUUGGUCCCUUUAUAAACUAUCAAUAGCUCUUUGAUCGAUGAUCGAUCAACCUUUCAACCUAGCAGCCCUAUAUGUUUUGUGAAACGAAGAAAAGGAGGAAGGAAAUAAAUUUCAAGCAUGGACAAAUACGAAACGAUAGAAAUCGUAGGAGAAGGAAGUUACGGCAUAGUAAUGAAAUGCAAACACAACGAGACUGGACAACUGGUGGCUAUCAAACGGUUUCUGGAAACUGAGGAUGACCUGCAAGUGCGAAAAAUGGCCUACCGUGAGAUUAGAAUGUUAAAGAAAUUGUGUCACGAGAAUUUGGUAAACAUGAUCGAAGCGUUUCGUCGAAGGAAACGACUGUACCUCGUGUUCGAAUAUAUGGACCAUACUUUGCUGGAGGAACUGGAACGUAUCGGUGGCGGAUUGGGUUGGGAGAUCUCCAAACGACACGUCUACCAGGUCCUUCGGGGUUUAGAUUUCUGUCACAACUAUAAUAUUGUCCAUCGCGACGUGAAGCCCGAGAAUAUUCUGGUGUCUUCGCAUGGGAUAAUCAAGCUGUGCGAUUUUGGGUUUGCACGUAUGGUGAAUGGUGCGAACGAAUCUUGCACUGAUUACGUGGCAACCCGAUGGUACCGGGCACCGGAACUCUUGGUUGGCGAUCCACGAUAUGGGAAACCAGUAGACGUGUGGGCCACGGGUUGCUUGUACGCGGAAAUGGUAAACGGAGAUCCUUUGUUUCCGGGAGACAGUGACGUCGAUCAGCUCUACAGGAUUACCCAAGCGCUCGGUGGUCUCUGCAAGAAGCAUCAAACGUUAAUGAAGUGUGCUGGACCUGGUCAAUUGCUGCGACAUACAAUUGCGGAUGAAUUGGUAGGACUGCCGAGAUGCGCAGUCCUGUCCAUCCGUAAACUCUUUCCUAAUUGGGAUUCCGUUACUGUCGACUUCUUGGCUCAAUGUCUACACAUGGACCCCGAAGUACGACCUAAUUGCUCGGCGCUUUUGCAACAUCCUUUCUUCUUGCGGGACGGCUUUUCUGACCAGUUUCUCGUGACAUUGCUCGAUUUUCUUCAACGAGAAUCUGUUACGAAUCCUCUGAUAGCCAAGAGAUUCGAAGAAAGGUGGAGGAGCGUCUCGCUCUUGGCAAAUCAUCAGCCCGAAUCGUCGAAGAAAAUCUUGACCGAACCUGGAACGCAUAUCUACACAUGGCGUAUUAGUAUCUGCGAGGAUGAAUCCCGGCGUAGUCUUGAUGAAACGGAGUUAAAAAUGAUUCACUCUAUGGAAACGAAGCCAAGAUUCUCGUCGCUGUUAGAGUAUCGCAGACCUAUACAAAAUUUGUGUCGUUAUGGUCGUGUCUCUGUCCAACCGAAUAUGACCUAUGAUUUAUAGACUGGAGCAAGAACGAUAUACGAUCUCAUUUCCUUUUGUAUCGUGUUUCGGCAGUAAUAUCUAUCAGAAAAUAUCAUUUUGAUGUUAUGCGUACUGUUUGCGAUAAUUGCGUUUGUAUUGCAUUAUUUAUACAUGUGUUAUUACUUUCAUAUUAGAACGUAUUCAUGUUUUUAUGUAUAUUUGUAGCGAAUCUUUACAAUUAAUGUUUUCAUUGUAUUUGUAGGAACUAUUUGUAGGCCAUCAAAAAUGUAUGCAUUUUGUAUUAUGAAUAUUUAAAGCAAUGCUAGUUAACGAACUUGUAUUUUCUAUGUACAUAGUGUUCUCAAUAUAUAAUUAAUAGUUAUCGUACAUUUUGUAUUCAAAUUUAGAA
Megachile rotundata (alfalfa leafcutting bee) is the source of this 1845-nucleotide messenger RNA. Its product is annotated as cyclin-dependent kinase-like 1. Gene Ontology annotation, cellular component: nucleus. Gene Ontology annotation, biological process: protein phosphorylation. The record is from RefSeq and is a predicted model, not a curated record. NCBI's taxonomy places the organism in Eukaryota, Metazoa, Arthropoda, Insecta, Hymenoptera, Megachilidae. Gene Ontology annotation, molecular function: protein serine/threonine kinase activity; ATP binding.